AUGUUGAAGAACUUCAAAACAUUAUCAAUGGCUGCGUUAGCAGCGCUUGUCAUGAUGGUACAAGUGGCUAACGCUGAAGACUGUACUUUGGGCGAACCAACCGGUGGGGAUGAUACACCACAGCUUCUUGAAGCAUUGCAGAAAUGCGGUACGGGUGGCAUGGUGACGAUUCCUUCAGGAGAAUACCAGUUGCUGACACCACUUGAGGUGGAUGGUCUGGACAAUGUUAUCAUCAACUUGGUCGGAAACUUGGCUCUCCCUAAAUCGAUGGAUGAUCAAAAAGCCGCUGGUACGGACAACUGGAUCUGGCUCGAAGGAAAAGGCGUUACGCUGAAGGGUGAUGCCGACGGCGAUGGAGGCCACAUACUUGGUAACGGUCAAGAGUGGUACGACGCCAAACAAUUGGACGAUCGCUUUGCUUUGUUGGGUAUCCGCUUAGAAGACUCGGUAAUCACCAACAUUAAACUGGAUGAGCCGUGCAAUAACUUUUUCAAUGUUCGCAACUGUGUAAAUGUCAACUUUACCGAUUUGACCCUCACCGCCGAAAGUGCAACUGAAAAUCCGCCCAAAAACACCGACGGUUUCGACUUGCACGACAGCACGCAAUUGCAUUUUAGCCAUGUUGAUAUCUAUAACCAGGAUGACUGCAUUGCCUUCAAAAAUGGCACUACUUUUGUCACCGCUGAAGAUGUAUAUUGCAAGGGCGGUCAUGGUUUCUCGGUUGGCAGUCUUGGCAAAGGUGCUGACUACAAUGUGGUUUCUGACAUUUCAAUGACACGCAUGACUUGUGAAGACUGUUGGGCAGUCGCUCAAAUCAAGUUCUAUCCUGCUGGAUCGUCAGGCUAUGUCAAAAACUUUUUUGCAACAGACUUUACGGUCACGAACGUGAAAUUGCCCAUAUGGAUCCAUUCGCACUAUCCUUGCAACCCAGAAGAGUACACUGAAGAUGGUGGCUGCGACGGUUAUCCAGGUCCUUCUCUUAUUGAGGUUAGCAACAUGCGCUUUAGCGGAUUCACUGGCUCCACCACAGGUUCCUACGAUAACAAUGUCGUUAUCUUUGAUUGCCCCUAUGGCACACCUUGCUCCGAAAUCUACGUUGAAGAUAUGGAUGUAUCUCCACCAGAAGGCAAUGCUACCUACGUCUGCAACAACAUCAACGACUCAAAUGAUAUUGGUAUCGACUGUGAAAUCACUUCUGGUCCAUUGGUGUCUUGGUAA
Messenger RNA from Zychaea mexicana, 1218 nucleotides. RefSeq names its product pectin lyase fold/virulence factor. The coding region runs from base 1 to 1218 and encodes 405 amino acids. The transcript has 6 exons. The record is from RefSeq and is a predicted model, not a curated record. Lineage: Eukaryota; Fungi; Mucoromycota; Mucoromycetes; Mucorales; Lichtheimiaceae. Gene Ontology annotation, molecular function: polygalacturonase activity. Gene Ontology annotation, biological process: carbohydrate metabolic process.